Molecule: messenger RNA, 5465 nt
Organism: Coffea eugenioides
Lineage: Eukaryota; Viridiplantae; Streptophyta; Magnoliopsida; Gentianales; Rubiaceae
Exons: 4
Coding region: 846-5081 (1411 amino acids)
Source: RefSeq, a predicted model, not a curated record
UCUCUCUCUCUCCUACUUUUGUUUUCUUCCUCUUUAGUCUCCCUGUGCCCAUAUUAAUAUCCCAGAUAAGUUUUAUUCUCCUUUUCUUUCUUGACCUCAUUUUCUUGCUCUCCUCCGUAUUUCCAAUCAAAAAAAAAAAAGCGCUUUCUUUUCAGGUACCACCAUUGAGGUCUGUAGAUUCUUGUAGGAUGUUCUCUAGAUUUCUCUGAUCUGUUUUUUUCUCACUUCUCUCUCUUGUUUGCGCUUCAUACAUAUUUUUGUUGUUCCAAAAUUUCUUCUUUUUGAGGUUUGGUUUCAUCUGGAAAAUUUUCGCUGUUGACGUAUAUGAGUGGAAUGGACUUCCAUUACUUUACUUUUGCUAAACUCGACUUGGGUUUUGUUGAAGUUUGAAAAGUGAAGCUUCGUGGUGAUUUUAUGAUCGGUGAACUUUGGAAGUCUUGAUCAAAGCUAACAAAUCUGGUCUAUUAUUCUGGUGUUUUCGGGAGUUGUACUUUUUGCUACUAAGAUUUCGCUGUCUCUGGCAAAUGGUAUUAGGUGUCUACCUUGUUUACUGUUCACUCUAACUGACUAAAGGGAGAAAUGGAUGAAGAAAGAAGACAUCUUUAGGCGGAGUUGUGGUCGUUGUUGUUCUUUCGAUCUUUUAUUGCUGUUGCUGGAGGUGGUGGUGGUGGGGUUUAAGUUUGGGAUUUUCGUGACAACAAUUUCAAAGGGCCUCCUUAGGCUACUGUUAUGCUGAAGGCUAAGAAGCUCAAGAUAUUAAGUUUGAGCUGUGGAGGAGAUACUAGUAGUCGUAGUUCUUGUGACUGUUUGCAAGACAGCACAAGAAGGGAGAAGCUUAUCAGCAGAUGUUAUCCGUUGAAAACCCUCCACGAGAUCCUUCCCAAAUCUCACAACUGAAUUCUAGUAGUGAUGAGAAGGCUUCUUCUGAUAAGCAGCAGCCUCAUCCAGUAGAUCUGUUGAAAUCAGACCUUGAUGACCACAACAAAGACAUCCACAACCCAACCCCAAAAUUCUCCAUAAGGGAUUAUGUUUUUAACACCAGGGGCAAAGAUAUAAAGAACAGUUGGCCAUUCUCUCAAGAAAAUCUGCAACUUUGUUUGAAGCAUGGUGUGACGAACUUGUUACCUCCUUUUCAGUCUUCUGACACACUGAGAAACCCAUCGCUUGAGAGUUUCCAAGUUAGUAGCUUUUUGAGUGAGAAGGAAAAUACAAGCAAUUCGAAUGGGGAACCCUCUGGACAAUGUGAUCGUGUUGUGCUUGUUGACUCCAAGAACGCCGGAUGUAACCCAAAACUAGCUGAGGAUUGCUCGAAUACAAAUCCAAGUGGAUCUGAAGGAGACAAAGAGUUUCCGUCAACAAUUACAAGUCAAUCUUGUUCUGCAAUUGAUUCAGUUCCUACCAACAAGAGUCCUAGCUUGGAAUCGGAAACAGAUAUCUUGCCAGAAGUAUCGGUUGCAAAACCUGAGGUAAUUUCAUCUGCAGAGAAUACCAACACACAAGCGCCUGCUAAGAAGUGCAGACUGAUAGUCAAAUUGAGCAACAUAGCAAAUUCAAGCACAAAAGAAGAUACUGCAGUAAACAACUUUUUGGUUUCUGAAGCGAUGGCUUCGAAAAUUUGCCCAGUUUGCAAAACUUUCUCAUCAUCUUCGAAUACCACCUUGAAUGCCCACAUUGAUCAAUGCCUUUCUGGGGAAUCAACAACUAAGCGGACAACAAAUUCAAAGGUGAUUAAGCAUAGGGUAAAGCCCAGGAAGAUGAAGUCCAUGGUUGAAAUCUAUGUGACAGCCGCGCCAUGUACGUUGGAGGAGCUUGAUCGAAGAAAUGGGACAAACUGGGCCACAAACUCAAUUUUGCCUGCUCAAGAGGUUUCGACCUCUGUUCAUCAGAAAAAGGAAGGAUCAUCUCCCACUAAUCUUGAGGAGACUCCUGAUGAAGGUGCUGUCUACAUUGAUGCCAACGGUACAAAGGUUCGAAUUUUAUCGAAAUCCAAUGAUCCAUCAGUGUUCUCGAAGGUACUGAACGGUCAGCUACUGAAGAGAUCCAUAAAUCGAGAUAAGGUACAUAAACAUCUUUCAGCAAAGAAAAAGAAGAAGCAAAAUCAGGUUCAGAAACAGCGCAAGAUUCUGAAACACGGCAAAAAGAUUUGUCCCCAGUCUCAUCAUUCUUCUAAGGUCAAUAAGUAUCAAGAUAGAAACUUCUCUGAAGAGGAAGGCCUUGAGAAAGUGGAAUGCGUAAGACAGCGGAUCACAGCUCAGGGUGAGGUCAAAUUCAGUAGACCAGACAUGAUACAAGGGUGGGCAUGCUCAAAGCGAACUGGUCUGACCAAGAAGUUCAACGACAGGGAUGAUCAUCAGCAUUCUGGAAGUUGGGAUGAUAGGGACUUGGCACUGGAAAAUAAUCAGUUGUCCCUAUGUGAUUCUCGUGUAAAGAAGAGCUUUGAGAGAACUGAAAAAAUAUGUGAAAAUUCGCUUCCUUCUCCUAGUAGCAGCAAACGAAUUGAUAUUUCAUCAUCUCUUGAGCACAAUGAAGAUUAUAGGGAGCAGCUAAGAAAGAGACCGGGACCUUCUUCAGUGCAGUCUCAUGCCUCUCAUGACAGGAAGAGGUCUAAGGUGUUGCCGAGAUAUCCUGACAACAAAGUAAAGCAAACAAGGAGCAACGAACAUCAUAAUCAGGAAGAUCUUGUAUCAUUGCUGAGCAAGAGAAAAAUUGAGAUGAGUGCAGGUGUAGGUAGAAAUGCUGAUCAUCCUGUUGUUGACCCAAAAGUAUCUGCUAAAGCUAGGAGGUUUUCAUCAUUGAGGAAGAAGCUACCAACUGGUCGGAAAUCUAUGCCCGCCUCCAAAUUUAAUUUGAAGGGUAAGUGUUCACCUUCUAAGAAGUUUAGGGAUGGGGAUAAAAUUGAAAGGACUUGCCACAUAGAAUCUGUUGAGGGAAAUGGGGUCUCAAGAAUUAGAAAAAGUGGAGGGGGGAGCAUGGUAUCCAGAAAGGAGGAAACCAUGGCUUUGAAGAUUUCACAUUCAGAGUCAAUGUCUUAUCAUUAUGAUGCUGGGGAUCACGAUAGUUCUUUUAAGCUUGCUAGUCUGACAGCAGGUAAAUGUGGUGUUGCGGAGUCUGCUGGAAAGGACAUUUGUCAUGCUCAUGCGGAAAAGUUUGAUAUUGAGCCACCCUCUGAAGUUGCUUCUGGGAGAACAUUUAUGGAUUUUAGAAACUCUUUGGAUGCUGGAUUCCAUGGGCUGGCUGGUUCAUCUGAUGCACACCAUGACUCGCAUAGAUUUAUUGAGGCAUACAAGGAAGCUCCUCUUUUUGAAGCUGAAGCUCCAACUACUUCAGCUGAGCCAAUUUUGAAUGGUGGGCCGGAGAUGUUUUCUGUAGCUGAAGUACCCGAGCAUAUGAUUAGGGAGGAUGUGCAUGUGAUGGCGGAGCCAGACUCUAGCGAUGGGCAUGGGAAUUAUUUCACUGAGGUUGAUCCAAUACCCAUACCAGGACCCCCAGGAUCCUUUUUACCUAGUCCAGGGCAUAUGGACUCGGAAGAUAUUCAAGGCAAUUCAUCAUUAACCUCGAGCAGGGUUCAGUCUUCUGAUGAUCAUCAAGAGUUAGUUGACCAUUCAUCAGAUUCUCCUGUUUCUGCAACUUCAACGAUCUCAAACUCUAAUUUGGCAAGAUCUGAUUCAAAAUCUUCAGGAAAGUUGUCGGUAGGGCAUCCUCCUUUUUUGGAUGAGAUGCGAUCUGGUUGCAUUUCUGCUGCUAAUGGUGAUCCUAGUCUGGAAAAUUCUUCAGCAGCUCUGAAGCCCAGUGAUGCUGGAAUACAAAGAGUUAGUCUCGACGAGCUGAAAGUCAGUUCUUCCAUCACAGAAAAGGGGGCAUUCAGAUUUAGUAGUGAUCAGCCUUGUUGUUGCUCACGAAAAGAAGGAUUCACACAAAAUGUUUCUUUGCGCAAUCAAGAAUCACAACUUUUACGGAGACGUAGCACGGCUGCAGCCAUAGUUCCUGCCAGUGGAAAGGAAUUGGCUGGUGAUAUUGACAGAAGUUUGGACAGUUUGAGGUCUGAAAUAUCAUCUAUCAGUGGCCUAAGUCCAAGACCUGAGACUGCUGUUAGAUCAACUAUGGGACAUAGUCUUUCGAGAAUUUCUGCUGAUUCUGAUGUUAAGUUCCCGAAUCGUGAUGACAGUGAAUCUUGCUGCCCAUCUGCUUCCAAUCCUGUUCUCAGGCUCAUGGGGAAGAAUUUAUUGGUUGUCAAGAAGGAGGAAAGCAUCUCCCCACAGAUUAAACCAUGUCAGUUGAGUUCUAUGAUUAGCCAUACAAACCCACCAGUUGUAGCACUUUCAGGAGUCUCUGUUGGCAAUGCUCGCAUUGAUAACCAGCGUAUUGGUCAUCAUAUGGUUUCGCAGAGUCCCUUUUAUACUGAUCAGGCAGAAAGUAGGAAAGAAGUUAUGCAACAUCCUGAGAUGAGGUGGUCUGAUGGGUUAGGAAGUCAUGAUAAUAGGGGAAUACUUCAUUUGUCUCCUCUUGCAUCCCAAGCUGCCCUUUCGAGUAGAGGUGCAGUGAGAGGAGGUUUCAUGGGAACCUCAAUGCAUCAUGACUAUAUGGCUGGAUGCCACUUGACCAUUGAAAAACGUCAACCACUAAACAGACUGGACUCUUCAAUCAUUUGCGAUGCCGAUAAAUUUGUGGAAAGUUCCAACUUUAGAUGGAGGAGUGCAAAUACUACUGCAAAUGCUAUUAAGGAAAUCAUAGUUAUUGAUGAUACUCCUGAAAAUGAGGUUAAUUCAACUGUUGCAACUCACAGUGAAGGCAUGAUACACGGUAUGGGAUCAUGUUCAGGUGGCAAACAAAUAAUGAUGGCCUCAGCAUGUGAUUCACGGCAUGCGAGUAGUUUCCAUAGUUAUCAGCAAUUCGAGCCAGCUACUUUCAACGAAUCAUCAGUUGAUGCGAGUUUCUGGAUGCCACCUCCCAGUCCCAGCGGAGUAGAGAAAAGUGCUGUUAAGUGGAAUUGGACCCCCGAAGGUUCAAAUUCAUUGCAUGCAAGUCCCUUAGCCUCUGCCGCUCAACAGCGAUCUAAACUGUAUAGUUCUUCCAACUUUUAGUGGCCUGCAAGGUUCACCAAGUGUAGUCAGUUACAUGCAGCAGGUGCUUGGCUGGGAAUCAACAUGUGCUGAAAUAUCAAGAUCAUGUCCCUUGAUUGCAGAAGCUUCAGUGAUUAGGAAAUGCAUGGAGUAUGGCAGGUUGAUGAGAGAACCAGCAAUGAUGACAGAUGAGUUCUUCAAUUGGGUUCUACUUUAGUAUUGUUGCUAAAAGUUGUAGGAGUACUCAAAAAAAGUUUGAUAGGUUUAAGCAGUUUUCUGAGGCUUCUCUGUAGCAACUCUUGAAUUUCCCAAAGGCAAAUGGCAAAUGCACAAGCAACAUUUGAAUAACGAGUUAACCUAAGCAAACUGAAAAGUUAAUGGGAGGUGCAUGUUUGCAUUUUAUGA